This is a messenger RNA of Neofelis nebulosa (Clouded leopard), 3500 nucleotides long. RefSeq names its product ADP-ribosylarginine hydrolase (gene ADPRH). Gene Ontology annotation, molecular function: carboxylic ester hydrolase activity; lipase activity; ADP-ribosylarginine-[protein] hydrolase activity. The record is from RefSeq and is a predicted model, not a curated record. Lineage: Eukaryota; Metazoa; Chordata; Mammalia; Carnivora; Felidae. The transcript is spliced from 5 exons. Bases 980 to 2068 code for a protein of 362 amino acids. Gene Ontology annotation, biological process: protein de-ADP-ribosylation; lipid metabolic process.
GGCGCUCCGCUCGGGGUGGGCCGUGAGUCACCACACACCGGAUGCAGCCAGGCCUUCCGCGCACCCUGAACUCUCGGCGCUCGGCCCCUCCCUGGUCCCGCGCGUGUUUCAGUACUCGGCGAUCAGGUACUCCUCCCCGCCGUCCUCCAGCACCUCAGCCGGCGCCCUCCUCCUGGCAGUGCCCGGGCCUGCCUGCCUUGGGUCCUCCAACUCGUCCUCGGGGACGAGGACCCGCAAGUCCAGCCCAGCGUUCCAAGAGCGCUCGCCUCUCCGGCGGUGAGCAGGUGCCCACCCCGCCCCCCUGCCUGGGCGUUUCUCACCCUCCUCCCCACUAAAAUAAGUAAAUAAAACGAAAUCAAAAAGGGGAAGACUGCCAGGAAGAAGAUGUGCACAGACCGUAGUUUUGAAUUUAUUCGAAUUUAUAGUUUGGGGGCGAAGAAUGUAAAUGGCAGAAGAGUUUAAGGACUAACUGUGUUCUGAAAGCAGGAGGGCGACAUGUAAAUGUUAACAUGUACAUGUUAACAUUUCCAAGGAAAGAGAUGGUCAUCGAUCCCCCCGCCCCCCAGCUUGCAACGCACAAAAACACACAUUCACAAAAAAACACACAUUCGGGUGGAGCUAGAAGGAAUUGCAGAAAAGAAGCUGAGAGCAUACCGGGCAUUCAAAUGUGGUCCUCAAAAGCCAACUAAGCUUAGUCUCUGAAGGUCUCAGCGCAAGAUGGGACCCUCCACUCUCCUAUUUACUGAUGGGAAAGUUGAGGUCCAGAGUGGGUGGUUUGUCCACAGUGAUGCACCUGAUUCUUGGCAGAGCCAGAUCCAGGAGCCUGAACUCCAGUUCCUAGGCAUCGUUUAUAAAUAAUAAAAUAUGUGCUUGCCAGCCUGCAUUCCCUGGCCCACAGCAGUGCAACUGAAAGGGGACUCCUGGAAGUCCUAGGACUUGAACAUAACCCUGAGUAAAAGGUUUUAGACACCGCCUCAUCAUGUGUGAGGGACUGAUGGAGAGGUAUGUGGCUGCCAUGGUGCUGAGCGCAGCUGGAGAUGCCUUAGGGUACUUCAAUGGGAAGUGGGAGUUUCUUCGGGAUGGAGAAAAGAUUCACCAGCAGCUGGCCCAGCUUGGUGGGUUGGACACCAUAGAUGUGGAGAGGUGGAGAGUCAGCGAUGACACAGUAAUGCACCUGGCCACGGCAGAAGCUCUUGUGGAAGCUGGGAAAAUCUUGGAUUUGGUUCACCUAUAUUCCCUACUUGCUAAGCAUUACCAAGACUGCAUGGGAGACAUGGAUGGCCGAGCACCAGGGGGUGCUUCAGUGCAGAAUGCCAUGCUCCUGGAGCCAGACAAGGCCAAUGGCUGGAGGAUUCCCUUUAACAAGCACGAGGGCGGCUGCGGGGCUGCCAUGCGUGCUAUGUGCAUCGGUCUCAGGUUCCCCCACCACAGACAGCUGGACACGCUGAUCCAGGUGAGCAUCGAGAGUGGCAGGAUGACCCAUCACCACCCUACAGGCUACCUGGGAGCUCUUGUUUCUGCUCUUUUUACAGCCUAUGCUGUGAACAACAAGCCUCCCAGGCAGUGGGGAAAAGAAAUGAUGGAGGUGCUACCAGAAGCUAAAAAGUACAUUAUCCAAUCAGGCUACUUUUUGGAGAAGAAUCUUCAACACUGGUCCUACUUCCAAGACCAAUGGGAAAAAUACCUAAAACUUAGAGGGAUUUUGGAUGGCAAAUCAGCCCCUACCUUCCCCAAGCCCUUUGAUGUGAAGGAGAGGGAUCAGUUCUAUACCUCCGUGAGCUACUCUGGCUGGGGUGGCAGCAGUGGACACGAUGCCCCCAUGAUUGCCUAUGAUGCCAUCCUGGCUGCAGGAGACUCCUGGAAGGAGCUUGCCCAUCGAGCCUUUUUCCAUGGUGGAGACAGUGAUUCUACAGCUGCUAUUGCUGGCUGCUGGUGGGGAGUUAUGUAUGGUUUUAAAGGAGUGAGUCCCUCCAACUAUGAGAAACUAGAAUACAGAAACCGGCUGGAAAAGACAGCCAGGGCUUUGUAUUCUCUUGGGUCAAAGGAAGAUACUGUAGUUACCCUUUAGAGAGAUGUGACAUCAUUUCUCGUGGUUUCUCCUCUUAUGUAGUCCAGUUUCUUUUCAUUUUUUCCAAAGUCAAGAGUUUUAACCUUGUACCCCAGGAAUUUUGAGGUAACAUAUCCCUUGAGCACCUGAAGCUUGUCUUUCCAAAUUCAUCCUGUCCCCCCUGACUCUGUCCCUCUUUCUGUCCUUUAUCUCAGUUGAUAGAAGUCAGUAUCUCCCCAAGCUAGAAGUCUCAUGGCCCCAUAUUUGAGUCUUCAUUUUCAUCAUCUAAUCUUUCACUAAGUUUUUUCUGUGUGUUUCAGGUUGAGUUCUCCAAAAGUGGACUUUGAGACAAAGAUUCAAUAACAAGUAGUUUAUUUGGGAGGUGAUUCCAGGAAGCCCUGGUAGGAAAAUGGGAAGUGAGACAGGGAGGAGAAGGGAGGGAAGCCAGCACAAGGUGUGAUGAGCAGGUCAGCACUCUGGCCAGUUGGGACUAGUCCAUCUGGGUUCUCUGUAAGGCACUCCUCAAGAGUUGUCCCACCCAAGGGGCAAGCAAACCUGGGGUGUCCAUCCGUCACCUUCCAUUUGGCAUUGGUUGAGGACCACUCCUAGGGACGCUAACUCCCUGGUACUUCUUGGCCUGUCUUUUGUGCAAGCCAGACACAAAUGUCUUCAGGCAAAGACUCAGAGGUGCUUGCAAUGGCAAGCUGUACGGUGCAUGGGAAGAGUGAAGGAGGUAUGUGGGGUCCCAAUAGCAUCUGCCAGAUGGUCUGCCUCCUAAAUGUCCUUCACAUCUGUUACUCUUUUACUUUCUUGCACCAGUAUUUUUCAGUUGGAUUUCUGCAGUCUCCCCAAGUCUGGGGAGAUGCUGCUCCAAGCUGUACUCUGUACUUUGCUGGCCAUGACACUUAACGAAUUGCCAGUUUUGUUGUUUUCUCUUGGCUUGUCUUUACUUUCCUCUAGACACAACCUAGCAAAGUGCCUGGGAACAUGGGAGGUACUUGAUCAGUAUAUAUUAAAUGAAUGUUGUUAAUUACCUCCUGUCUGGUCCCUUAAUUCCAGUCUUGCCUUCCUCCUUGCCCUCCAGAGUUAUCUUUACAAAUCAGUCAUGCUGAACUUCUAAUCAUGUUCCAAUGAAUACUCACCCCCUUUCUCCAUUUCUUAAUGCUCUUCCCUCUCCUUUUCCACCUGGUAGAUGUUUACUCAUCCUUCAAGCCCCAGCUCAGGUAGAACCUUCUGGGUGAAACUUGCUGUGAUUAUUCGGGCACUUGGCCACUUUCUCCUCAUAUACCCACAGCCUUCUGUCUCCAGGCUUGUCACCACACUGGUCCUGUUGAGUGGUGAUUGGGUGUCUUCUGAGGACAAACUCAGGUUCCUUGUGAGGAAUUAUCUUAUUCUCUUUGUGGCCUGUCUGCUGGCCCAUGAGAGACAUUCAAUAAAUAGGAGGUUCAUCAAA